GUAUCAUGGAUUCUGAAGGCGACCCACACAAUCCGUGGCAACCACAACCGCCACGAGAGAUCCGCCCAAAACCAAGUCCCAGACAGCUCUUGCCUGUCUCGGGCACCUUUCCAGACCCUCCAGUCAGUGGCCCUCACUUCACGGGGAAUUCUCAGCCAGGCAUUCCAGCUUUUUCGUCUGGGCCACCAUACCUACCUCACCAAUAUCAGGGUCAGCAACCAUAUCAAAGUCCUUAUGCUUUCGUGCAGCCACAGUACCCAUCACCUCCACUUCCACUUCCACCACUGCAUCAACCCCAGCAAUCGCAACCGCAACCCCAACCGCCACUACCACCACAGCAGAUUCAGCAACCACCCAUUGAUCCACCAAAACAAAAACGACCGCGAAAACCCAGAGUUUCUAAGAAGAAGCAGCAGCAGCAGCAGCAGCAAGAACCAGAUCAACGACUGCCGUAUGUAAGUCCAUAUGCUAAUAUACCUCGACAACAACAACAACAUCCGGGUUAUUUUCCAGGCAUAUCACUGCACGAACAAAAUCAUCCCAUUUCUUUUUCCAGCAUUCAACAACAACCGGAGCCAUACUCUAGCUCUUUUACCAGUAUACAACAGCAUCAGGCCCGACAUCCACACGUACAACCAGCUGCAAGCACCUCCUAUGAAGAGAGCUUGCACAAUGUGUUCCUUGUGAAUGAUCCUGUCGUACAUGAGGGUUUCAUUCCGGCCCCUGGACGGGAGAAUGAAGAUGAGCAACUACUGUUGGAGGACUCGUACUUCAACAAAGGGUUCGAGUCUUCUAGCGAGGACGACAGCGAAGAAGAGCGUAUGCUUCAGGUAGUAGAAGAGAACAUUGACAAUGUGGAAGUCGACGAGGAUUAUUCUGUCUCGGACGGUGAGCUCGAGGAGGACCCCGACGAACUACUUCUCGAAGAGGGAUUUGACGACGAGGAGCGGGAAGUGCCAGUACCGAAGCGUGGCAGACCCCCGAAGGCGGCUCCUACUCGCGGUCGGCCACGCGGUCGGCCUUCCACGCGAGGUCGAGGGGGUUUCCGUGGUACAGCCGCCCCGCGGAAACGGAAAACAGGCGUACGCGGGAGAAAAAAGGGUGUGAGAGGUCCUCAAGCCGUCGCUGAUCCUGGCCCAGAAUUCAAUCGACUACAAAAACUUGCCAACGAAGCAUAUACAUCGCAAGAUUUCAAGCUAGCAAUCGACUAUGCUUCACAGGCAAUCCAGAUCAAUCCUGAGAUUUUCAUGGCGUACAACAUUCUCUCCGAGGCGUAUGCAGGAUUAGGCGAUGAGCCAGCUUCCAUUGAAAACCUGAUACUGGGUGCUUAUACCAAGCGCGAGCCCGAUCUCUGGUGGAGUAUUAUAUAUCGGAUUGAAAACAUCGAUGCGAGGAAAUACCCGCAGUACACGGACGCAUUUAAGAAGGAAUGGUGUGUCAACUGUCUGCGAUCAAUCAUCCGGCUCGAUCCAAACACUUACGAUGCUCGCAUCCGCAAACUCGAAUUGGAAGCAGAGAGAGGCAAAAUUUCCAGAUGCGUGAGGCUCUGUCAAAAACUGUUGAAAAUGGAAGGACACGAACAUAAUUACGACAUAUUGAAGCAGAUGGCUGUACUAGGAACUUCCUCACCAAAGCAGACUCGGAUCCAUCUGGAUAAGAUCACCAAGUGUUUCGAGGAGUCCAUAGCUCACUUUGUGGAGACAGACGACGACGAGACUUUGGACUGGAAUCUGCUGAAUAUCUAUCUAGAUCUCCUUGACCGCAAAGGAGAUCACGACCACGCUCUGACCCAGCUCAAAACGUUGUGUCGAUGGAAACAAGGAAGAGCGAGUGAAGAUUUUUGGGACAACGAGCAAGACGACCGAGAGUUUGACGUAGAAGAUAUUCCCAGGCGGAUCAACGUGCCCCAAUUCAAGAGAAACUCCAGUACAGUGGACUAUGGUGCCAACCUGCCAAUGGAAAUCAGGGUGAAAAUGGGACUGUUUCGAUUGCGACAGAAACCGUCCAACUAUGAGGAAGCAAUGUACCAUCUGAAUAUGCUGGAGCCAGAGGAUGAAGGCGAAUAUUCAUAUGCCCGUGAUUAUUCAGAUGUUUUCCGCGAGAUCGCGGACACUCUGCACGCGACUGGCCAGGACAGGGCUGCGUUGCGAUUCUACGAACCUUUGUUGCGGAUCAACAAAGACGAGUUCAAUAUGAAGAGCUUCAUAGGACUCUAUACGUGCUACAAGAACCUCAAAGACACAGAGAACGCCGAACUCAUCAUCGACAUUCUGAAAGAGUGGAAUGCAGCAACACUUGAUGACCUCGCCAUCCUCGCAAAAUUCUUUGAGGAUAUCGGGAUGAAAGAUGAAGCCAGGCAGCGUGCAGAAACGCUCUAUAGGAACAAAGGUGCAUGGCUACUACGUAAAUUGGGUUAUGAAGGAUACACUGACUUGCUUGAUCACUUCAGGCAGGUGAGGAAACAAGCGCGGGGGAAAGGCAAUGUUAAGAAAAACAAAGUACGAAGAUACAGAAAGAAAGUCAGAGCUGCUACUGGUAUUGAACAUGAUUCGGACAACGAAAGCGCGACGCAAGAACGACCCAAACCAGGUCCGCUGAACAAGAGACCAGCGAAAGGACGUGGUCUGUACAGGAAAAAACAUCGACCGCUGGCAUCUCAGCCCACAGUCUUUCUACCCGUACAGGAAGAUGGGACCAAUGCUUCGGGACCCUCGGCAGGAUCUGUGACAUUAGAAGGGACUGAAGUUCCUGUCGAGAGCCAUGCUAUACGCAGCCUUUUCCGCGAAAGACUCCAGAAAUUGGAAACUGAUAACGCGGACGAUCUGAAAGCAAAACGCGCCCAGCAUCGGGAGAUAAUCAGCAGCUUCAAGCGGCUGCAUGACUUGCAUGAGCCUGCAGAUGCUGGUGACGAGGAUGCUGCAUCAGAAUACAUAUCUGUAGCUCGAGAACUUAUCGAGGAAUUCUCAACUUUCGAACUCUUCUAUUUCGACAGGCGUCUAGAGUUUAACGGCUACUUCAGACGUAUAGGGAACGGAGAACUUUGGAAGGAAUCGUCACUCAUGAUUCUUGCUGUGGAAGCAAAUAGGGUAGAAGAUGGCGGAGAAAAGAGGGAUUUGGAGGAAAGGCCAGACGUUGUCGAGCGCACUUUCUGGGGUGUUGACUUCAGUAAAUGGGUGGAGAUUUUUGGUCGUUAUGCGCUCUAUCUUGCACGCCGAUACGAGGUGGAUCGUUGCUUCAGUGCGCUCGACAUUGCUGUGCAGUCCAACAUCGUCUUCCGCUCUGCGACCUUUUCACAUGAACUUGAGUUGUGUCGGCUGGCAUGUGCACUUGCUGUAGACGACUCGGUGCAAAUAUCCUCCGCUGUUCGCGCGUUCAUGAGGAGGUUUCCCUUCGGAGCGGAUAUCAUCCGUCUCUACAGCGUCGCCAACCGCCUAUGCCCUGUGUCGGAUGCGUAUGCGCAUGGUGCUGCGCACAAAGCCUUCCUGCGAUAUAUCAAGACGAUUGAUUAUGCCAUGCUGAAGCCUGAGCAGCGCGGGCGGUUUAACUUCCAGGGGAACGACAGAGCCCCUUGGAUGCAAGGGGUGCUCACACAGCAAAUUCUAGGCAAAGUCAAGGACCACGACCCAUCACUCUUCGCAUUAUACGGCCAUGUUCUUAUGUGCAGUGGAUCUUACAAAGGAGCCUUGAAUUACUACUUCCGUGCUCUCGCCAUCGUUCCUGACGACCCCGUGCUCAAUCUGUGCAUAGGCAUUUCCUACAUUCAACACGCUGUGAAGCGGCAGGCCGAGAACCGGCAGUUCCAAAUACAACAGGGCAUGUCAUUCAUGACUCGGUAUCAUGCCCUGAGGACUAAGGACAAUGUAGCCAUCCACUGCUCGGAAGCAGAAUUCAACAUGGGGAGAAUGUGGCACGGUUUGGGCCUCGUCACUCAUGCGCUCAAAGCGUACAGACGCUGCAUCGCGCUACAAGACCGCGUCAUGCAGGAAGCAGCUGAUCGAUGCAGCGACGAAAACCAGGGCAUAGAGGACUUCGCUACAGAGGCUGCUUAUGCAAUGCAAACCAUCUACGUAAUAAGUGGCGAUUUUGAGGCGGCACGCGAGAUUACUGCUACAGCGCUUGUCAUUGAGAUCUGUACCCCGAGACUACAUGUUUCAGAUCUCGUGAGACACCUCUUGUGCACAAUGUCCCUCUUUCCCGUCCGUACACGUAAAACACGGGUGUGUAACUGUAAAAAUGCCCGACAGUCGUACAAGAACAAGAAAAACUUGGGUUUGUCACACACAUGAAAAGCCCGUACACCGGGCGGUAGGUAACACCCUAUUGUGUAUGCAUGUAUGCCCAGCUGCCGACUAAAUGCUUUUUUUUUGUC
Periconia digitata is the source of this 4369-nucleotide messenger RNA. The record is from the annotation of a GenBank genome assembly. Lineage: Eukaryota; Fungi; Ascomycota; Dothideomycetes; Pleosporales; Periconiaceae.